Messenger RNA from Colius striatus (speckled mousebird), 1242 nucleotides. It is a transcript of the gene CREB3, whose product is annotated as cAMP responsive element binding protein 3. The transcript is spliced from 9 exons. Gene Ontology annotation, biological process: regulation of transcription by RNA polymerase II. Gene Ontology annotation, molecular function: RNA polymerase II cis-regulatory region sequence-specific DNA binding; DNA-binding transcription factor activity, RNA polymerase II-specific. Gene Ontology annotation, cellular component: nucleus. The record is from RefSeq and is a predicted model, not a curated record. Lineage: Eukaryota; Metazoa; Chordata; Aves; Coliiformes; Coliidae. Bases 1 to 1242 code for a protein of 413 amino acids.
AUGUCGUGCUCAGAGGAGUUGACUACCCUGAUAGAUGACGACCUCCUCGACUUCAUUCUAAAGGAUAAUGCUCGGUACCUUGAAGCCCCAGAGACGGAGAAGUGUCUGAUGGAAGACCUGCCAGAGCCUGAGGUCCUGGACAAGGAGAUGGAUGACUUCAUCACCUCACUGCUGAGCUCCUUUGAACAUGAACCCUGCAUGCUGCAGGGUCAUUCACCUGCUAAUAAUGACAGUGGCAUUUCUGAGGAUCAGCAUCUGUACCAUAGCCCUGGCAGCAACCUUGCCAGCAGUUCUUUGAGCUCAGAUAUUGUGCAUGCUGAUCAUAACUAUUCCCUCCAUGAGACCUGGCCUGUGCUGGAAAGCGUGAGGCCUGACAUGGCAGAAGGUGUUUCUAUUUACCUUGGGAUGAACAUGGAUUCAGAAGGGAUGAGCAAGACACAGGAACAGAGCUUCUGUUUCCCCAUUGUUGUUGCUGUGGAUGCCACACCACAGUUUGUGCCUGAUGCCUUUGUGCAGGCGGAUUUCCCAGAGGUGAUCCUGAUAGAGGGGAAGAGGCCCCUCUGGGAGAAAGAAGAUGUUUCAGUACCAACCUCUCCACCACCAAGAAAAGUCAGAAAGCAGCUUCCGAAGAAGGUGCGUCCAAAGAUCCAGAGCAAGCAGUCAGCCCAGAAUAGUCGUCGUCGUCGUCGUCGGAAGAUGCACAUGGGGCCUGGAAAAAGAAUGACAGCCUGCACAGCUCGGAACCAUGAGCUGGAGAACAAGAUACAGCUGCUGCGGAAGAAGAACAUGUCACUGCUCAAGCAGCUGCGGAGACUGCAGGCCUUGGUGAAACGCUUCACUACCAAAACUACCAUAAUAAAAACCUGCACCAUGAUGGUGGUUAUGUCCUUCUGCCUCUUUAAGCCUCAAAGCAUUUGCUCCUUUCAGAACACUGAUACACAGGGGGAGCUCAGAGCUCUGCCACAGCUGAUCAGCGAGCUCCCAAACCAGGUAGCACCUGAUGUGCAGGAGGACGCUGCGCUGGAGGGGUUCAGCCCAGACCCCGAUGAUCUCUCACUGUUAGGGAUCCGCAGUCAAUCGUGGGAGGAGGUGCAGAGUCCACCUAACCCUGAUCCCAGCUAUUUUAAUAACAGCAGCUCAUCCACAGUCCUGGUGUCAGCAGCCUCCCAGCUGGGCCCUCCCCAGCCUCAGGAGCAGCUCUCCCAGAGCAACCCUUUGCAGAUGGUGGUGCUGGUGCCAUAG